Moneuplotes crassus is the source of this 2575-nucleotide messenger RNA. Lineage: Eukaryota; Ciliophora; Spirotrichea; Euplotida; Euplotidae. The record is from the annotation of a GenBank genome assembly.
UAAUGUUAAUACCUCAAUACCAACUAUGAGCUACAGCAAAAGUCGCUUAGUAUAUUUACUUGGUAUUUUUUAUAUUUAUGAGAGAGUUUUUAUUUAAAAGUGUUCACAAAUACGAUCAUAAUGUUGAGAAGAAAUAUAUAAUCCUGUUUAUCCCAAAUGGUUACGGCUUAUGAGGUCUAUGAUUAUAAGAACAUAAGAGUAGCAAAGAUUUCUAUUAAUAAACUAUCAUCUGAUCACUUGUCCAUCAAUUUUUCUAAAAAUUCACAUAGACUUAUAAAUAAUAUUUCUUCGAUAGGAAAUUAGAUUAUUUUUCAUUCGUCAUGUUUACUUUUUUAGAAAAGAUAGCAUAAUAGGAUUAGAUAUUUGAACAAGCUGCAUCCUUUUAUCUCAGUCUUCUUAAAAAUAUGAUCUUUUAUAAUUUGAUUGACCAGUACUCUUGGUUUGGCCUAGAUAUUUUAACAAUUGAUAUAGUCAAUAAAAAGAAUCGUAUUCAUUACCAUGUUCUACAUCGUUCUCAAUGUAAGACUCUACUUUAAUAUUAGACUCUCAAGCACGAUCAGGACUAUGUAGACAUAGCAAGGCUUUCUGGAACACUUUUAAUGAUGACUGGGAUCGUCCUCUCUAGAAAUUAUAUUUCCAGAUUUCCAGAUUUCCCUCAUAUAUACCUAUGGCCUUAUUCAUAUUCAACGGAGUUGGAUAUUUCUUGCUGCACUUGCUCUUCCAGACCAAUCACAAAGAGCAUUUCAACUCAUUUCUCUCGUGCUGAUACUUGCUUCAUUAUUUCCUGUGAACUCUGACUCCAUCGAAGAGACACCAGAUCUGCUUGAUCUUCUCUCUGACAGUACUGAUGCAUCUGGCAAUCGCAAUGUACAGAUUCGGAGAAAUAGACAAUGACUUGAUCGUAUCAGGAGUCAUGUCCAUCAUGUUCUUCGAUCUCGGCUUAGAGACUCAUCAAGGAAGACUCUCACAGAUGUACAAGAUGAUUCUGGAGAAUAGGAAACUAGCAAAGGAGAAGCAGAAAGUUGUACAGGAAUUUCCUCACCCAGUUUUGAUACUUCCUCAAAAAAUUAAGAAGUCUUCUCCUUGCUACUCUAACGACCAGUUUGAACAGAAGAUCAAGGCUCUGAAUCAGAAGGUACAAGAAUUAGACAAUAUAAAAGUUACCCUGAAGGAGAAAAAUGAGCUAGGCAAGAUUUGUCAUAGAUGAACCCUUCUCCAGCAUCUUGCAAGGAGUCAGAAAAUGAAACACUCUCAUUUUGAGGAGACAAAGUGGGAUGCAGUUCUUCAAUGAGAACAAUUUAUGAAAAAGAAUUCAUUUGAACAAGAUUGGUUAAAUAAUGAGAAUGAUGAAGAACAAGCAUCAAAUAGGAACUUCAACAUUAAGUCACUGAACAUUGAAUGGAAAGAAGUUCCUUCAGUUAUGCAUGUCUUCAUUGACACGACCGACAUUAUUAAUCUCGAGAAGGCCAAGAACAAGAUCGAGAUGCAGAAGAUCAUGUUCGCAAGCGCCAGUCAUGAGUUUAGGACUCCACUGAACGCAAUCAUAAAUUCUUUUGACUUCAUUAAGACUGGUUUAGAAGAGUUCUUAACAAUUGUAGAAAGAAGAACAUCAGAAAAUUUUCUGAAAUCUCGAGUAGUAGAAGAGCCUAUUGAAAUAAUCACCAAAUUUAUCAAGACCGGGUCAAUUUCAUCAGUAUUACUUCUCUCCCUUGUUGAAGACAUCCUGAACUUGUCUAAGAUUGACAAUGGAACUAUUAUAAUCAAGCAUGACCUCUUCAAUAUCCCCGAGUUGCUGCACGAGGUUCAUUCUUUGUUUGAAUUCCAAUGCUACAACAAAGGAGUUGACUUGAAGAUUGAAUGGGAAGAUGCUCUUAAUUUCAAUGAAAUAAGCACUGAUCGCAACAGAGUCAGACAGAUUCUCUUGAAUUUAGUCUCGAACUCGCAGAAGUUUACAUUUGGAGGCUUUAUCAAAAUUAAGGCUGCAUUCUUCAAAACUCUGGAGGGUCAAGACUUCUUGGAAUUCAGAGUCCAAGACACUGGUACUGGUAUUAAAGAAGAAAAUCUUGAUUGCCUUUUUAAACUAUUUGGGAUCGUUGAAAAGAAUGAAGACCUCAAUCCUGAUGGGUGUGGUCUUGGGCUCACUAUUAGCAAAAAAUAUGUUGAGUUACUUGGUGGAGAAAUUAUGGUCGAAUCAGUAUAUGGUGAAGGAACUGAAAUGAUAUUCACUAUUCUUGCUCAAGAAAUAAAAAGAAUUCCUUCAAAGAAAUCUAUAGUGAAGAUCAACUCUCCAGUGUUGUCCCGUAACAUAAUGCGAAGCCUUUCUGGAUCAGAGUCAAGAAUAAAUGAAGAAUAUAGUUCAAGGUCCAGAGUUGUUAAAAAGCCUGCUAUAAGUAAAUUUAAUACUUCCAAAUUCUCAUAUGCCAUAUCAUUCAACUUGCUUGCUAAAAUAUUAAUCACUUUUUUAUUAGGAUUCUUUGUUCUGAUAGUAAUAUUGGAUUGAGAAGGUGCUUCCAGGUUUUUUACAAUAUUCUUUAGCUUGAUAUUGCUCAUUCAGAGAAAGAAUCUCCAAUCCUAG